Messenger RNA from Sus scrofa (pig), 5645 nucleotides. RefSeq names its product CREB regulated transcription coactivator 3 (gene CRTC3). NCBI's taxonomy places the organism in Eukaryota, Metazoa, Chordata, Mammalia, Artiodactyla, Suidae. Gene Ontology annotation, molecular function: cAMP response element binding protein binding. Gene Ontology annotation, biological process: positive regulation of transcription by RNA polymerase II; protein homotetramerization. The record is from RefSeq and is a predicted model, not a curated record. Gene Ontology annotation, cellular component: cytoplasm; nucleus.
GCGGGGCCGGGCAGCGGGCGCGGGGCCGGGCGGCGGGCGGGCCGCGCCGAGGGCGGGGCGGGGCCGGGCGCGCGGGGGCGGACCUCGGCGCGCUCCCGGCCGCUCGCUGGCGGUGGGGCCGCGGCGGCUCCUCUGCCGGGUCGCGCCGGAGGACGGGCUUCGGGCGGCGGCCCGGGCGGCCUGUGGACUGACCGGUGGGCCGAGGUGCAGGCCCCGCACCCGCCGUCUCCCCUCUUACCGGCCGCGGGCCCGCGCCAUGGCUGCUUCGCCCGGCUCGGGCAGCGCCAACCCGCGGAAGUUCAGCGAGAAGAUUGCGCUGCACACGCAGCGGCAGGCCGAGGAGACGCGGGCCUUCGAGCAGCUCAUGACCGACCUCACCCUGUCGCGGGUUCAAUUUCAGAAGCUUCAACAACUACGCCUUACACAGUACCACGGAGGGUCCUUACCCAACGUGAGCCAGCUGCGGAGCAGUGCCCCUGACUUUCAGCCGGCGUUCCACCCAGCUGACAGCGUGCGGGGAACCCGCCACCAUGGGCUGGUGGAGAGGCCAUCCCGGACCCGCUUCCACCCCCUCCACCGCCGGUCUGGAGACAAGCCAGGACGACAGUUUGAUGGUAGUGCGUUUGGAGCUACUUAUGCUUCGCAGCCCCUGGAUGAGAGCUGGCCGAGGCAGCAGCCUCCUUGGAAGGAAGAGAAGCACCCUGGGUUCCGGCUAACAUCUGCACUCAACAGGACCAAUUCUGAUUCUGCUCUUCACACAAGUGCUCUGAGCACCAAGGCCCAGGACCCCUAUGGAGGAGGGGGCCAGUCGGCCUGGCCCGCCUCAUACAUGGGUUUCUGUGAUGGUGAGAAUGAUGUCCACGGGGAAGGCGUGUCCUUCCCCAGCCCGUUGAAGGAAGAGAAUCUGUUAAAUGUUCCCAAGCCGCUGCCAAAACAGCUGUGGGAGACCAAGGAGAUCCAGUCCCUGUCAGGACGCCCUCGAUCCUGUGACGUUGGAGGUGGCAGUGCUUUUCCACACAACGGUCAAAACAUAGGCCUCUCACCCUUUCUGGGAACCCUAAACACUGGGGGAUCAUUGCCAGAUCUAACCAACCUCCACUACUCAGCACCCCUGCCAGCCUCCCUGGACACCAGUGACCACCUCUUUGGUAGUAUGAGUGUGGGGAAUAGUGUGGGCAACCUUCCUGCUGCCAUGACUCACCUGGGCAUAAGAAGCUCUUCUGGUCUCCAGAGUUCUCGAAGCAACCCUUCCAUCCAGGCCACGCUCAAUAAGACAGCGCUUUCCUCUUCCCUCAAUAGCCACCCACAGGCAUCCGCUCCCAGCGCCUCUGCCCUUCACCCUUCACUCCGCCUCUUCUCCCUCAGCAACCCAUCUCUUUCCACCACAAACCUGAGCGGCCCCUCUCGGCGUAGGCAGCCUCCUGUCAGCCCCCUCACACUUUCUCCUGGCCCUGAAGCACAUCAAGGUUUCAGCAGACAGCUCUCUUCAACCAGCCCACUGAACCCAUAUCCUGCCUCACAGAUGGCGUCCUCAGAUCGAAGUCCACUCUCCUUCCUGCCCACAGAAGCCCAAGCCCAGGUGUCCCCCCCACCCCCUUACCCCACACCCCAGGACCUCCCCCAGCCUCUGCUGCAGCAGCCCCGGGCCCAGGAGCCGCCUGCUCAGCAGCCCCAGGCAGCCUCCUCGCUGCCCCAGUCGGACUUCCAGCUCCUCCCAGCCCAGGGCUCAUCUUUGACCAGCUUCUUCCCAGAUGUGAGCUUCGACCAGCCGUCCAUGAGGCCAGGCCCAGCCUUCACUCAGCAGGUGCCCCUGGUACAACAAGGUGCCCGAGAGCCACAGGACUCCUUUCAUUUGAGACCAAACCUGUAUUCCAACUGCGGGAAUUUCCCAAACACCAGCCUGACAGAAGACUCGAGCACCAGCCUGUUCAAAGACCUCAGCAGUGCUCUGGCAGGCAUGCCCGAGGUCAGCCUGAACGUGGACACUCCAUUUCCACUGGAGGAAGAGCUCCAGAUCGAACCCCUGAGCCUGGACGGACUCAACAUGUUAAGUGAUUCCAGCAUGGGCCUGCUCGACCCGUCUGUGGAAGAGACGUUUCGAGCUGACCGACUGUGAACAGAAGGGAACCGAGCAGGAGAACUUAUUUCUGAAACAGCUAAAAUAGCACGGACUAGAACGGAGCCAGCAACACCCCUGGGCUUUAGGUAUCUUGGGCUUCUGACGUGGAAGGAACCAAUUGCCGGGCUCCCGGCUUGCAGGCGAGGUCCCUCUUGUUGGCUGCACCUUAUUCUAGGCCACAGAGCUGGGCGCCUGCCCUCAGGCCUGCGGCUUGGGUCCUAUGGCUGCAGGUGUGCUAUUCUGGGGCUUCCAAUGAAUCAGUUAUUACUGCAGUCAUUACAGCCUCUCGUUGACCAUCUAGUUGGUCACGUAAAAGUAGGAAAGAUAACCAGUGGGCUCAGUAGCACUGUGUAGUGCCCGGAACCACUGAUCUCCGUCAACACUGAAGCAAGGACCCGGAGCAGGGGACAGGCAGGGGUCACAGGCCCUGGGGAGUCAGCUCCGAAUCCAGCAGCAGUACCACCGCCCCACGAUGCCUCCUCUGACCCAGCCGUUGUGCCUCAGCACCGCUGGGCAGUGGCAAGCUGUUCCAGGGCAGGGCAGAGGGCCAGGGCUCUCCCAGAGGACUCGGUUCCAACACCAAGAAGGAUUUUUACCCCAAGUCCAAAGACAGGCUUGAGUUAAGCAAACUGAAUUCUAAUUUGUCUCCUCCCGGUUUGCAAUCUCUUUUCUGCUGCUUCAGUACACUUUUUCCUAUGGACAAGAGGAAAAGGAAGACUAUUUUAUUCAGUCACUGAAGAAAAAAAAAAAAAAUCCCCUGGUCCCAGAUGAACCUGAAGAGAACAGUGCUUCUUGGUGGCUGGGGAAGAGAGAGGGGGCUACAGUUGUCUCACAGGCACACGCCAUCCUCCGACAGCUCCAGACAGACAGGCCUCCUCUCCACAGACCAGCUGGAGGAAGCGGCUGGGGCUCUAAAUCUGACCUCCCCGGCCCCCAGCAGCUGAGCAGCAGCGGAGGGAAGCUGUUUCUCUGUGGAAUGGAAGUGUGAAUGUCACCCCACCAGACCUAAGCUCCUCGAGGGCAGGGCCUGUGCCUUAUUCCUCCCCAAGACCUAACAAGUGCCUGGCACCGAGCAGGUGCUACAGAACUGUGCCCUGCACACACAUGCACGCACGCACACAUGAAUGAGUGGCGCCGGAAUGAGUGAGCCUACCUUGCUGUAGGCAGUCUAGUUUUCACUGUCCUAGUCCUUACCAGAUCUCUCGGAGCUUCAGCGUUUCUAACACUCAUGCCUGUGGUUAAGCAUGCACUUUAAUAUGCUUUUAACACUAGGUGACCAGAUCUCCAGUUACUGCACGCACACCCUGUCGUCCUUGAGAGUAUGCAGGUAUAGGUGGAACCUGUCUUCUGAGUGCAUCCAGAAUAGCUGAGCAAACCGAGGCUGCCCACGUGCCAGGACCUCAGGAGUCCUAGCCACUGCAAAAGACCCUCCCUCUCAGACCUGUGUUUUGCUUUGGAAGAGAUCCCUUCUAGGAAUUCCCACUGUGGCUCAGGAUGCUUAAGGACUCAGGUUCAAUCCCUGGCCUCGCUUAGUGGGUUAAGGAUCCGGCGUUGCCGUGAGCUGUGGUGUAGGUCGCAGACACGGCUCGGAUCUGGUGUUGCUGUGGCUGUGGCGUAGGCUGGUGGCUGCAGCUCUGAUUAGACCCCUAGCCUGGGAAACUCCAUAUGCCGUGGGAGUGGCCCUAAAAAGACAAAAGAGAGAGGUCCCUUCUCUGAAGUUGCAGAGAGUCUAGAAUAAAAUGAAGGCCUCAGUGAUGACACCAUCGCUAAUAAUCAGUACCUUAGCAUAAAGUGGUAUUGCUGGAUUUCCACCAUUGCCUGCCUCGUCUAACUUAGUCUAUGCUGGCCCCUAACUCCCUAAUGGGUGGGUUUGAAGGCCCUGGGGGAGGAGUCUGGGCAGGCCUGGGAAGACAGGACAGGGGUGGGGAGGGCAGGCACAUGGAAGGAGAGAGAGAUGCCAGAGCCUUGGCCCUGACAGCCCUGCCCUUCCAGGAGGCACCAGGGUUGUUGCCAGGGGUAGGGGCGCUCCAGAUGGCUCCCCCCAGAGAAGCAAGGCCGUGCCCCAUAGCUCUGAAUCUGGCAGGUGUGCCUGGCAGUAGGAGGGCUCUGUCACAGGAUCCUGGGCUGUUACCCUUCCAGACCCUGUCCUAGUUCCUUCUGUCUUCAAGGGGGAGUCCCUUCCCUCCAGUCUCUAGAUAACCUGAGGGUCAGCACUCCAUUUUCACUGUGAAGCCCAAGUCUUCCUGCCUCGCAUUCGCCUGAACCACCCCCCCGCCUCCCUGGCUAAUGAAUCAGGAAGUCAAGACAGAGCCCUCCUGCCUGAGCUCUGGCUCGGGGUUGGGGGGGCCGGAGGCAGUGGGUCACCCCUUUAAAGCCUCACUUCCAGUUAAACUUCCAGAUGCCUUUAUAUCUGACAUCGCGGAGCCAGUAACGUGCUGUUAAAGUAAAAGGGCCUCUCAUUCCGUACAGCGCCCGGUGUGCUGAAAGAGGCUGAAGCCUGGCUGCCUUUCCUGUGUCAGAGGCCCCCCAAAUCUGAUUUGGCCUCAUCGACAGGGAGCAGUGCUGAUGCUGUGAAGGUUUUUGAAAAAAGAAGGUCCCAGGAUAACCUGCUCUUUACACAAUGCCUUACCCAUGGGGAUUGCUGGUGUCAGGGCCCCAACUCCCUCUACACAGCAGCCCGGCCUCACAGCUGGAGACCCCGAAACCUACAGGACAAAGAGCGCUCCCCCUCGGCCUUCGCCAGGGACUCGUGGAAAUGGAGGCUCCCAGGAAAAGUGACUUGUGUGUGGAGUAUGAUGAUGACAAUAAGGCUUAGCACUGAACUCAGUUUGUCCUUAGGUCCAUCCGUCCCUUGUUGUCCUGUGAAAAGGUUUUAUACAUUAUGCAUUAUUCAGCCCACCUUACUUACAUGGUGUCGCCCUGACCUUCAGUGGGCAAAUCUGUGCUCACUGCUGUCUUUGCAACAAACCAGGUGUCCUUUGUGUGGGAAGUGGCUGCAGACUUCAUGGUAAACUAUGUUUUCAAUAUUUAGUUUUUCACAAGAACUUGACCGUUGUAUUGCUCUCAUUUACUAGCAGUUAAACAGCAUAGACUAAACACCUCUCUGUGUGUUUUUUUUUCCCCCUUCUGUACGGUUGUGGCUUUUAGAACACGCGGUGUCAGGAGAAACUUGAUGUCAAGGUCAAUAUGAAUUCUUCUCUGUCGUGUUUCAUUUCUCCUAAGUCUGCUGUAUAUUACCUGAGCGGAAAUGUUGUGUAUUCCAGUCCAUUUGCAUAUUUGAAGCCGUUUCCAACUCUGACUCUGAUCGUCUCUUCUGAUUCACACAUAGACGGUUCCGAGCAUGUUUCUUCCACUGCUUCGUGAUGGAACCAUCACAGCAACUAAUCAGACUUCCCGCCAGUGUCCUAGUUCCCAGGUCCCCCUUGUUAAACAAUAUUUAAAGAUUGGAAUUUGUAUAAAGUAGCUUCCAAGUUUUAUAAUGCAUCAUUUUACAUCUUUCAUAAUUAAAAGCAGCACAAUAAGCUUG